This is a messenger RNA of Carlito syrichta (Philippine tarsier), 1686 nucleotides long. RefSeq names its product double-stranded RNA-binding protein Staufen homolog 2. The transcript is spliced from 6 exons. The record is from RefSeq and is a predicted model, not a curated record. The annotation marks the transcript as partial. Lineage: Eukaryota; Metazoa; Chordata; Mammalia; Primates; Tarsiidae.
AUUGAUAUACUUGAGAAGGCAGGAGAAAACAAAGGAUGGAGUGGUCCAAAGGCUGGGUUUCCUGAGCCAACAAAUAACACUCCAAAAGGAAUUCUGCAUUUGUCUCCUGAUGUUUAUCAAGAGAUGGAAGCCAGCCGCCACAAAGUAAUCUCUGGCACUACUCUAGGCUAUUUGUCACCCAAAGAUAUGAACCAACCUUCAAGCUCUUUCUUCAGUAUAUCUCCCACAUCGAAUAGUUCAGCUACAAUUGCCAGGGAACUCCUUAUGAAUGGAACAUCUCCUACAGCUGAAGCCAUAGGUUUAAAAGGAAGUUCUCCUACUCCCCCUUGUUCUCCAGUACAACCUUCAAAACAACUGGAAUAUUUAGCAAGGAUUCAAGGCUUUCAGGUUCACUACUGUGAUAGACAAAGUGGCAAAGAGUGUGUGACCUGUCUGACAUUAGCCCCUGUGCAGAUGACUUUCCAUGCUAUUGGAAGCUCCCUUGAAGCCAGCCAUGACCAGGCAGCUUUAAGUGCCUUGAAACAAUUUUCUGAACAAGGGCUGGAUCCAAUUGACGGGGCAAUGAAUAUUGAAAAAGGUUCUCUUGAAAAACAAGCCAAGCAUCUGAGAGAGAAAGCGGACAAUAACCAGGCACCCCCGGGCUCCAUCGCUCAGGACUGCAAGAAAUCAAACUCGGCCGUCUAGCAGCUCCCAGAACCCACGGCUGCCACCGCAUCCUUAUAAACCUGUCAGCACGCAUGAGGGUGUCUGUGUUCAGGGAAAUGAAUGACUAAUACCAUUAUUUGAGUCUUAUGUGAAGACAACACUAUUCUAACACAAGUGAUAAUAUACAUGGUACUGUUUAUUCAACUGGGGAAAAAUAAAACUUUGAGCAUUUCCCUUGGAACUUGAGAUCAGAUCAUAACUCAUUUGCCCAGAGGCAGCAGAAAUCUGAUCCUGCUACUGGAGCUUAAAAUAACAAGUAAAGAAAAGUGUUAGAAGCAGAGCUAAAAUUUUUAAAUGAUUAAUAGAGAAGUGGGGAUUGGUUCUGUUGUUAUGAUUGUUUUGUCGUGGCACUUGUGUUCAGUUAUACUCUCUCGCUCCCAUUUUAAAUAAUGCUUGACAGUUCAAAAAUUAACCAAUGAUGUGCUGUGGAAUGUGAUGGUUGUUGUCUUCAUAUAGCGUCACACAGUUUCUCUUUUUAGGCAGUUCUUUGUAAUCUUCAUCCUAUAUCAGUAUGAAUAACAUUAAGGUGCACUGCAGAAAGAGGAAUGCAAACAGACAUGUUUUAAAUCAGGUCAGGUAUUUGAUUAAAAAGAUGAACUAAUGUUAGGAACAAGUAGUUUCCAUAUACUCCAGAAAUUUAAAAAAGCAAAACAAAACAAAGCCGUCGUGGGCUUUGAGCUCCAUAUCCCCUUAGUAAUUAUGGGGGCGUCUUGCCUCCACACCUCAUUUUCCUGGCUUCCACUCUGUCGUGGGACCCACGCCCACCCCCAUCCGUGUGUUGUGGCCACUCACGGUUUGCAUCAAGAGUGUUUGUAGUAAUUGCCUCUGGACUUGGGACAGUGGUAGGAUCCAAAUCAAUCAUGUACACGGCUGGCAAGGGAAAGCCUUUUGGAGUUGCUUCCAGCCAGCCACGCUCUGGGCCAGCAUGUUGGAAUCGGCGUGGAGCAAAUACAGUAAAAAUUUGGUCAGUUUCUGUGUGAA